GGUCUCCUGUCUGAUCCUUUGUCAUGGGAAGACUUUCCUCUACUGCUUCAGCGCAGAGAGGCAGGCAGGAGGAGGACUUGAGCGUCAAAACUUACAGACGGCCAACAGAGGAUUUUAACUAUGUAACUGAGGGAAGAAAACAGAGGUCCCUGCCGAAUCCUCCCUCCCUGGCUCUGAUUCAUCCCAACGGGCGGGUCAUUGUGAUGAACAGAAUGCUUCCUCAAAGGAGCGCAGUCGCUACAUUGGGCUACGCCUCUGACUGUUUGAAGAUGGAGCACGGCAGUGGAAGCUCCGUAGGGGGGACAUUGCUGCGGGGCUCUCGCUCUAAAGCAGAGCUUCAGGAACUGAUGGAGACCCUGCAGCGCAGAAAGAGCGCACUUGAGGCCAGCCUGAGGGCAGCCGAGUGCAGUCGCAAGUACCUUAGUGUACCGUCAGCUGCUGCUAACCAGUCCAACAGGCCACUGUCCAUCCUCAGCAACACAGACAGGCCGCCUUCUGCCUCCAGACAUUUUUCUUACAUUAACAGCAACAGUGUGCCUCCGUCGCCACGUCAGGGCGAGCGCCAGAUCAGCUCCAAUGGCUUGCAUCGUCAUUCCUACUCUCGCCACCAGUCACAAGACAGUCUGCUGCAAUCUAAUGCAUCGGAUGGAAGUUCUCUGAUGUCCUCCUAUGGGGAGCCACUACCUCGUUCUCCCAGGGUCAAGAGCGGGGCGGCCAGUAUGCCAUCCAGCCCUCGAAUGGGCCGUAGACUCAACUCUCAGAGCAGAUCUGUCGGAGAGUCCAGGCAGAGGAAAUAUUCCACCGGUUCCCUCAACAACCUAGGCAUGCAUAGCCGUUCUUUGCCUCGACUUCACAAUGCAGCAGAACCCCCUGUUUUAUCGCUGCCCUCUCGCCAUUCAGUGGGAUCCCACAGAGUGGUGGUCUCGGCGGGACAGCGGCGCAGUCUUUCCUCCCUUGAGCAGCCUCCAGAUGUGACAGUACCAGCAAGCAUGCCCAGCACAUCCAGGAGGUCCAGCCUUGCUUCCUUGAGCUCUCUGGGUGUAGAGCUUGAUGGGACUGGCCUGGAUCUGGGCUUGGGAGAGAGGAGGUUGUCCUUUGGGAAAAGUGGGCUUAGUCCAGGCCAGAGGGUGGGCAGCAUCAGUUCUCUGAAUGGCAAAGAGGAGCUAAGAGACUAUCACCAGCAUCAGAGAGAUGAGCGACUCAGGGAGCAGAAGGUGCAGAAGUUGGAAUGCCAGCGUCUAGAGACCAUCCUGAGUCUUUGCACUGAGUUUGGACACGUGGCGAGAGAGCCGGCGGGCUCAGCUGUUUCUGAUCUGCAAAAGAUCAAUAAGGAGCUGGAGAAGCUGCAGGUGUCGGACGACGAGUCUGUGUUUUCCGACUCCCCCAGCAGCACUGCCCCAGACACCUGUUUUGGGGCCAAAGCCAGAGAUCUUCAGCUCCCUGAGGACCAGCAGGCAGUCCAGCGUCAGCAGGGAAGCUACAGGUCUCACUCUCCUGCUAUGAGUCUGAACAGCAGCGCCCCCUCUCCUUCCACGCACCACAGAUCCAAAGCCUUGGAGAGCGUGCAGCUGAAACAGGAGGUAACUCAUAUCGAGGAAGAGAGAAUCCAGGUUCUGAACAACAUAGAAGAGCUGGAGCAGAAGAUCAAAGACCUGGACAACCAGAUGGAGGAGUCUCUGAGAGAGAUGGAGGUGGAGUGUGCCUUGCUGGAUGGAGAACAGGAGUCUGAGAUGGCCCAGCUGCAGAGGGAAAAGGAGCAGUUGGAUGAACUCAAAGCAAAAAUGCAAAGCAUCGAGAGAACAAGCAAUACAGAAAAAUCUCAGGAAAGUGAGGAGCAGACAAAAACCUCAGAGGAUUUAGAAUUUCAGAAGCUGGAAAGAGAACUCAAGCAGGAAGAGGAAAAGGAGAGUCAAGAGCUGCUGCGGGACAUCGGCGAGUAUCAGCGUCUUAGCGCCACGCGCAAGGAAAGAAUCAUGACUCUGAAGAAACAGUCCUCGCAGAUCACUUCACAGGCCCAGCAGGAAAAAGAAAACUUCCAGAGGGAGAAAAACAACUUGCUUGUCAUGCUUCAAAAGGAGAGAGACAAGCUGGUGUCUUUGGAAGGAAAGUAUGCAGAGUUGUCCGAGGGGAAAACUUUGACCAACAACCCUGUUGCCAUCAAAGAGCACUUGAACUCCCUAAAAGAGAGGAGAAGAAGCAGCAAAGAAAGCUCCUCCAAUCCUAUCGAAAGCAUUUCUCAUAAGAGAAACCAGCAGCUCCUUGGCUCCUAUGGCAGAUCUCUGGGACGCACGCUUCCUCCAAAGGCACAUCUACCUUUAUCCCAAAGCUCCAGCUGUGGCAGCGUCGUUCCACAAGGCUUCAGCUUCUCCCCUCGGGAGGUCAACGCACGCCUGCUGCCCAAGGCAGGAAACAGCUAUGCUCACAUGAACAACGACAGACAGAGGCAAAGUGAUUUUUGCAGCAGGAUGGUCUCUGAGCCCAACGUAUACCUGGACUCCUUCUCCUACCAGGACAACAGCCAGACAUCGGACACCGUCAGUGUGGACAGUUCGGACAGCCUGGAGACCAGCUUCUCCGCCUGCUCCCCUGACAACAUCUCCAGUGCCAGCACUUCCAACAUGGCAAAGAUUGAGGAAAUGGAGCGUUUGCUCCGGGAGGCCCAGGCUGAGAAGCUGAGACUCCUCGAGCAUCGGGAGCGGGAGAUGGAGAUACGUAGGCAGGCCCUGGAGGAGGAGAGAAGAAGGAGAGAGGAACUGGAGAAACGUCUGCAGGAGGAGACGAGCAGGAGGCAGAAACUGGUGGAAAGAGAGGUGAAGCUCAGGGAGAAACAGAGAUCGCAGUCGCGGCUGCUGACUCGCUACCUCCCUGUGAGAAAAGACGACUUUGACCUUCACGGCCACAUCGAGGCAGCCGGACACAACCCGGACGCCUGCUUCCACCUGGCCAUCACCGACAAAACCUGCCGAGGAUUCCUGGUCAAAAUGGGGGGGAAGAUCAAGACGUGGAAGAAACGCUGGUUUGUCUUCGACCAGAACCGGAGGACUCUCACGUAUUAUGCAGACAAACACGAGAACAAGAUGAAAGGCGUCAUCUACUUCCAAGCCAUAGAGGAGGUGUACUAUGACCAUUUGAAGAAUGCACACAAAAGCCCCAAUCCUUCUCUGACCUUCAGCGUGAAGACCCACGACCGUGUGUACUACAUGGUGGCUCCGUCUCCUGAGGCCAUGCGGAUCUGGAUGGAUGUCAUCGUGACGGGCGCCGAAGGACACAUGCACUUCAUGGUGUAGCUCUCCCGCUUCCAAAUGUAUUUUCCAAACCACCGAGUCAAAACGAGUGUCGGGCUCUUUGCAGAAGUCAGAGUAAUGGCGAACACGUGCGGAUCUGAGAGGGAUUUUAAUCAGGUCAGCCAAAAAUUUGGUCUCGAUUAUGGAAAUGUACCGAUGAGCAUGAAGGAGAUUCACCCUCAGGCGUACGCUUUAUCGUGCAGUUGUGUAUAAAAGACAAAAAGAGUUGACGGUUUGGACUCCGAUAUAAGCUAAUUACUUUAUUUUUCUCCUGUUGUUUAUGUUUUGUGAGAGGCUGCGGUGUCUCUUAAUCUCACGGCAGGUAAUUUUCCUCUUAUUUCCAAUCAGGGAAGAGUUUAAACGACGACACCCGCAACAAACGCUUAAGGGGUUUGCCCCCCAAAACAAGUUAGAUUUCUGUUUAAAUCAGUCUUUUGGUAAAAAUCUGAUCAUUAUAAAAGAAAUCCGCUUGUUUGCUUUUGAUUUUGAUCUUCAGUAAGACUGUGCAGAAGUUUUAAACCCUCGCUCUACUUGCAUUGCCUUCAAAGAUCAUCCACAUCUUUUUAACAGUUUCCCAAUCUUUCCUAACUUCUUUCAAAGUUUUUUUCCUUCAGACGUAUUGUAUAAAAUAUAUCUUUAGCAGAUAAACAGUAUCUAAGAGUUGUGUCUUCAUGACACGACUUUCACAUUGUACCUCAUAUGCUCAAUGGCAACGCCUCGGCUAAUAGGUUGCAGGAAUCACCUUGUUGACACUUAAAUCCCAUUGAUUGUCUGUCAUAGAGUGUUAACCUUUAUAUUUUUAUAUAUUCAGAUAAAGAAAUUAGGUUGAAUUGUGUUUCAAACAGGCUGCUAAAGCUGGUUCUUCUGAGAGGUUUUCUGCUGUGGGUAGACACACACACCGCUGGUUCUUCACCUGAAUUCCCAGGCUUUGAAAGUAUUUCUUUUGUGGCUUAGAGAACAAGCAAAGAACAAAGUAUAUACAUUUUCUGGUACAAACUAGACAAGGUAGCGCCUUAAAAGACCUCCCAAAAAUAAGAAGAAGUGGUACCCUUGGCCACUUUUGGAUACUAUAUGAAAGGCUUGUAAAGUCUCACCCAUUUUUCCUUUUACCAAAUCAAACUUCAACAUGUUUUAUUAAGAAUGUAUGUAACGGGCCAGCAUAGACUGGUGCAGAACGGUUCAGUGGAAGGUAGAAGGAGACAUGAGUUCUGGGAUAUAUCAAAAUAAGAAAACUGAAACGUGUUCUGUGCGUUUGUACUUAGCCCCACUGAGUUAAUGUUAUUCCAGUCACCAAACAGUGACUGCCCCCCUUUUAGAGUAAAAGGGGGCUGAAUAUAAAAGCGUAGCACACUUUUUAGAUUUUUACUUGUAAGUCAAUGUCAAAAGCAUUAGUCGUUUUCCUUUCACUUCACAGUUUAUGCAUAACAUAAAAUUCCAAUAAACUACAUUGACAUUUGUGGUUGUACUGUGACAAAGUAUUAAAAAGGUCCAGGGCAUGAUUCCCUUUUUCACGGUACUGUAUGUAAAGACAUGAGAGGCCUCCAAAGAUUCUUUUUUUUUGCACAACACUGCACUUUUCCCUCCUCUUUUCUGCUUUUCAGUGUUUCUAUGUCGCAGCCGGGCUUAUCAUGGGUGUCUUUUUUGAAUGUCAGGAUGAGGAAUUGCCCGUCCGCUCUCUCUGUGCGCGGUCACAAGCAGGCGCCUUUUUUUUUUUUUUUUUUUUUUGGGCUCAUGCUUAUGAAUCAGUGUCUUUUGUUCGUUUCUACCGCUGCUUGCAGGCGACCAACAUAAGCUGACCUUGUCUGCUUACCUUAUGACAGGAUUGAAUGUCCACCAUUGUUCUUCUUUUGCACCUCUUUCUGUACCAAAAGAAAUGCUUGUUUGUUUGUUUUUUGUUUUGUUUUUUAAGAAAUUGGAGUAAUUGAGAAACGAUGAUUAUGAAUUGUUUUUGGAAACGUUAACUGAGGCAUCAGGCCAUCCAACCGGCAAAACCGCAGCAGUGCUUUGUUUUUAGGCUGAUCAGCUAGCUCCCUCUGUCUGCAGUGGAGGCUGCGGGCCUCACAUGACGAGGCCAUGUUGUGCUGCAGUGAUGCUGGAUGGUCCUGCGUCACCUGGUGUGUUCUCGACUCUAAUGCGUUUCAGUGUGUUCCACCAGCAGAGGUCCUCAGUGCAGAGCGAUUGCCCUAGAAUGACGUAAUGCUCUGCCCGGUAAGCCCAUACUCAUUUAUAUUAACGAGCAUUUUAUGAAGGAACAUUAUGCCUAAUCAUCAGUAUGUAAGAAGUUAUGAGUGCAUGUAUACCAAGCUUAUAAGACUGGCCUUUUCAGUUCUUUUUGCAUAUAUAUAUAUUAUUUUUUUUGUGUAUAUUCAUAAUCGAUUGCAACAGUGAAAGAUGUGUUACCAGCUGAUGGUUGACAGACUGCAGGACUCGCUGUUCAUCUUGUGCUGUUUAAGUGUUCAUUAACUCCAAGAGAGAGCAGACCAGAGAGCUGAGCUGACAGAUGAGUUGUUUCCCUCAUCAUCUGCCACUUAAACAUCUCAUUUUCACCCAAGCCUUAAAGCAAAACAAACUAUAUAUUUCUAAUACGUUUAUUGUUUUUGUAUCUUGUAAGCACGUUACAAUUGUAGCUGAUGCAAUAAUUCAAGUUUGUUUUUUUUUUACACAAAUUGUGUCAUGAAUAAAUACUUCUGACCACAAA
This is a messenger RNA of Fundulus heteroclitus (mummichog), 5982 nucleotides long. RefSeq names its product pleckstrin homology-like domain, family B, member 2a (gene phldb2a). Bases 24 to 3287 code for a protein of 1087 amino acids. Gene Ontology annotation, biological process: regulation of microtubule cytoskeleton organization. Gene Ontology annotation, cellular component: basal cortex. The transcript is spliced from 17 exons. Lineage: Eukaryota; Metazoa; Chordata; Actinopteri; Cyprinodontiformes; Fundulidae. The record is from RefSeq and is a predicted model, not a curated record.